Messenger RNA from Cyprinodon tularosa, 3282 nucleotides. It is a transcript of the gene kpna6, whose product is annotated as karyopherin alpha 6 (importin alpha 7). The record is from RefSeq and is a predicted model, not a curated record. The transcript is spliced from 14 exons. Gene Ontology annotation, biological process: NLS-bearing protein import into nucleus. Lineage: Eukaryota; Metazoa; Chordata; Actinopteri; Cyprinodontiformes; Cyprinodontidae. Bases 148 to 1764 code for a protein of 538 amino acids. Gene Ontology annotation, molecular function: nuclear import signal receptor activity; protein binding. Gene Ontology annotation, cellular component: cytoplasm; nucleus; nucleoplasm.
GUCGCUCCUGCGCUCUUAGUUGACGUUUCCGUCUCCGGCAGCCAUAUUGCUUACUGGAGCAAAUUCUGGAAAGCUAGCAGUAGGGGAAAGAAUUUGAACUUUAUAUACAUCUUCACGGCCUUCUGUACUCAAAAUAUAAAUACCACAAUGGAACCGUCAGCCAGUCCGGCCAAGGACAACUACAGGAUGAACCGCUACAAGAACAAAGCACUGAACCCAGACGAGAUGAGGCGUAGGAGAGAAGAGGAAGGCAUCCAACUCAGGAAACAAAAACGAGAACAGCAGCUUUUCAAGAGAAGAAAUGUGGACGUUCUGAAUGAAGAGGAGGUCAUGUUUGAGAGUCCGCUGGUGGACUCAUACCUCAACUCUCCAGCAACAGAAGGAGUUAUUACCAGAGAUAUGGUGGAGAUGCUUUUUUCAGAUGACCCAGAACUUCAGCUCGCCACAACACAAAAGUUCAGAAAACUACUUUCCAAAGAGCCUAAUCCUCCAAUUGAUGAAGUUAUAAACACAUCUGGUGUGGUGGAAAGGUUUGUAGAGUUUCUGCAGAAGAGCACCAACUGCACACUACAGUUCGAAGCCGCGUGGGCCCUGACCAACAUCGCGUCAGGGACGUCCCUGCAGACGAAGACGGUGAUCGAGGCUGGAGCCGUGCCCAUCUUUAUCGAACUGCUUAACUCAGACUUUGAGGAUGUCCAAGAACAAGCCGUGUGGGCUCUGGGUAAUAUAGCCGGGGACAGUGCAGUAUGCAGGGACUAUGUGCUGAACUGUAACAUCCUCCCUCCGCUGCUGCUGCUUUUGACCAAAUCUACCAGACUCACAAUGACUAGGAAUGCAGUAUGGGCUUUGUCUAAUCUCUGUAGAGGCAAAAAUCCUCCACCUGCUUUUGAAAAGGUGUCUCCCUGUCUGCCGGUACUGUCCAGGCUGUUGUUUAGCAGCGACCCAGACUUGCUGGCAGAUGCCUGCUGGGCUCUUUCCUACCUCUCAGACGGCCCCAAUGACAAGAUCCAGGCUGUCAUCGACUCCGGUGUCUGCAGGAGGCUGGUGGAGCUGCUCAUGCACACUGACUAUAAGGUGGCCUCUCCUGCCCUGAGAGCUGUGGGAAACAUCGUCACUGGAGAUGACAUUCAGACUCAGGUGGUGUUGAACUGCUCAGCUUUACCCUGCCUGCUGCACCUCCUCAGCAGCCCUAAGGAGUCUAUUCGUAAGGAAGCAUGCUGGACCAUUUCCAACAUCACAGCUGGAAACCGAGCACAAAUACAGACGGUGAUUGAUGCCAACAUCUUUCCAGUGCUGAUUGAAAUCUUGCAGAAAGCAGAAUUCAGAACCAGGAAAGAAGCAGCCUGGGCUAUCACCAACGCUACAUCUGGAGGAACACCGGAGCAGAUCAGGUAUCUGGUGAACCUGGGCUGCAUCAAGCCUCUGUGUGACCUGCUGACCGUGAUGGACUCUAAGAUUGUCCAGGUGGCUCUCAACGGUCUGGAGAACAUCCUGAGGCUCGGCGAGCAGGAGGCCAAGCAGGAGAACAACGGCACCGGCGUCAACCCUUACUGCAGCCUCAUCGAAGAGGCCUACGGACUGGACAAGAUUGAGUUCCUCCAGAGCCACGACAACCAGGAGAUCUACCAGAAGGCGUUUGACCUCAUCGAGCGUUACUUCGGCGUGGAGGAUGAGGACAGCAGCCUCGCUCCUCAGGUGGACCAGGCCAACCAGCAGUUCCUUUUCCCUCAGCAAGAAGCUCCAAUGGAGGGCUUCCAGCUCUAAGUCCUCAUCAGUGAACCACUCACCCCUGUCCAUUUGUAUACGCCCCCCUCCCCCUGGCACCCAGCCCAUGACGCCGGAGUCAUGCCACUGUGUUCUCUUGCCUGAUCUCUGCAAGCACACAAACCAACCUGCCCUAAUGGAGGAAAGCUGAAACCGUGGCUCCUUCAUCCAAGCUUUCCUAGCAGAGGACAAAUAUUCUCACAGGGCUGAUUUUUCUUUCCUGUUUUUUGCUUAGUUGGGUUUUUUUUCUGGCCAUUUGGGGCAUUUCUCACAAACUCAAUACCCAAGUGGGGGAACUGAUCACCUAAAAACCUGAAGUGGUUUGAAACGUGCACACCUGGACUUGUUUCUGCCGUUUGAUAGCUCUUAGAUCCUGUUGCCGGCAGUAACCAUUUAUCUAAAUUUCUUUAGCGAUGGGACAUUCCUGUUGUCUGGAUUAUCCCGGCCCCUUUGCAGUCCACCAACGGGGGAGUUUGAGGCAUAAAACGCCCAGUUUGUGCAGUUCACUGUAGGCACAACUCCCCCCCCCUUUUUUUUAUGUUAUUUACCUCUAACCCUUAUUUAUCUUUUUCUUUAUAGGUGUUUUUCCUUUUCUGUAAAUGGAAAUAGAAUUUUUUUUUUUGUUUUUUUACAAAAAGAUGCCCUGGUUGUUCAGCUUAGGGUUGGUUAAAAAGCUUCCAGCGAAGCAAAGGGAGGACUUUUAAGUUUAAAGGGGAGGGAAGAUGUUUAUAACAGAUGAACGUAAACAAAGGAAGGACUACGAUUGGAGUUUAGGGAAAGGACGUUUCAUUUUUUUUCUUUAACCAUUAAAAUGAAAUCCAAGUUUUUUCCAUGACGGGAAUAUUGGAAUAUCCAAAUUUUCAUUGUGUGCUGUGUUAAUAACAUUUGAAUUAUGAAGUGAUCUAUUAAGCAAGGCAUAGUUUAGGAUUAUUGAGAGCCCUCUGCAGCAGCAAACCUAACUUAUUUUCAUGUCCGGCUGUGUUUAACGGAUUGUAAACGUGAAGAAAAAAAAAGGAAUCAUUAAACUAUUCUUUGAAGUAGUGAAAGUUUCAUAGCUUAGCGGUUCCAGAGAGCCCCUGGAGGAGGCGGGGUUUGCUGCUCGGCGCCCAGUAGGGCAGGGCCUCUGCAGUCUCAUAGGACCCCUGUCCAGACGCAGCUGGUACAGGGAGGUGGCGGCAAAUCACUGUGGAUCGUUCAUGUGAACAUUUUGGGUCGGAUAAAGAAGCCGGAUUAAAACACGGUAACUUUCGGUGGUGUGAAUAGUGAUAGUUUAGUGACCACGGUGGUGUUUUCUUUAGCGGUAGACUUGAUUAAAAUUAGCCUCCGGCAUUCGACAUCACUAUACCUUUGAGAAAACGGAGAUGACUUUGCAUGAGACAGUCGUGCUGCGUGUGGGUGUCGUUCAUGUAAAUAGCCUCUCCUGCGCCCAAGCUUGGAACAAUCUGCUUCUUCUGUGUGGGUCUAAAAAAAAAAAAAACAAAACUAAGAAAAAAAACAAAAAAAAACAGCUGGAGGUAA